This is a messenger RNA of Penicillium canariense, 906 nucleotides long. Its product is annotated as ubiquitin-conjugating enzyme E2. The transcript has a single exon. NCBI's taxonomy places the organism in Eukaryota, Fungi, Ascomycota, Eurotiomycetes, Eurotiales, Aspergillaceae. The record is from RefSeq and is a predicted model, not a curated record. Bases 1 to 906 code for a protein of 301 amino acids.
AUGACAUCCCCUUCAACACGCCGCCUUCUUAAGGAAUCAACAGACCUCCAGAAAAACCCCAGCCCCUACUUCACCGCAUCCCCAACAUCAGACAACCUGCACGACUGGCACUUCACUCUCGCCGGCCCACCCAGUCCAACCCCCUACGCCGCCGGCCUGUACCAUGGGCGCAUCACCUUCCCGCUAGCAUACCCGCUCCGCCCGCCAAGCUUCCGUUUCCUCACACCGUCGGGCCGCUUCGAGGUCAACCGCGAGAUCUGCCUGAGCAUCUCGGGCCACCACGAGGAGACGUGGCAGCCGGCAUGGGGGGUGCGCACGGCGCUGCUGGCCAUCCGGAGCGAGAUCAUGGGGGCGGAGAGUCAGGGGCAGGUUGGUGGGAUGGAGGGGAAUGAGGAAAUGCGGAGGGAGUUUGCGCGCGCGAGUCGCGGGUGGGUUUGUCGCGAGUGUGGUGAAAGUAAUGAGCAGGUUAUGCGGGAGUGGUGGGAUGUUUGUCGGCAGAGAGGUGUGGAGGUUGAUGUUGAAGGGAGUGAGGUUGAGGGAGGGAAGAAGGAGGCUGAGGAGGAGAGAGGACUGGAGGGUCCGACUGAAGUUGUUGGUGAGGAGUCUGCAUCUACACCGGCGCCUGCGGAUCCAACUUCGGCAUAUCCAGCACCUGCAGUCCCGCCAGCUCCCCAAGGACCCUCGACUCCAGCAGCAUUGUCAGCAGCGCUAUCUACUCAGCCCAGCACCCGCCCUCGCCCAAGGCCAACAUUACCUGCUCCUGCUACUGUAGCUGGCACUGUGGCUGCGACUACAACCUCAACUGAGCCCGCAAACAGCCCGUGGCUGGACCGCGCAAUCAUUGGCAUUGUCAUUGCCCUCAUCAUUCUAGUCACCAAGCGUGUGGUUGAUGUCGACGAUCUAUAA